Molecule: messenger RNA, 3958 nt
Organism: Betta splendens (Siamese fighting fish)
Lineage: Eukaryota; Metazoa; Chordata; Actinopteri; Anabantiformes; Osphronemidae
Gene: tbc1d2
Product: TBC1 domain family, member 2
Exons: 17
Coding region: 234-3629 (1131 amino acids)
Source: RefSeq, a predicted model, not a curated record
AAGGAGGUAACUGAGGGAAGGGAGAGAGCAGGAAGAAGAGAGAGAGAGAGAGAGAGGGAGAGAGAGCAAGCGGGAGAGAAGGGGGGAGACGGAGGAGGAGAAACAGGAGAAGGCAACAGUAACACCAGGAGCUGAAGACGAAUAAAUAAAGGAGGAGAGUUUGGUCCCCGUCUGGUUCUUCUCAGCGAGUCACAGCUGCUGGCAUUCAAAAAGGAUCAAUUACAGCCAGCAGCAUGGAUGGAAACAGAUCAGCAGGAUAUCCCAGCAAUGCCUCGUCUGGCCCACUUCCUGCCUACACAAUACCCUUCGAGGCAGCCCAGCAGAACGUGGAGUCCGAUGGUGUGUCGACUCAAAAACACCAGAGACCAGGAGAGAGUCUGAACAGUCCGCAGUCCAUCCACAGGACCAAGGAGGAACCAGAACAACAACACACAAAUCCUCUGGCUGAAAAAACAAAACCUGCUGCAGCGCCGAAUAUAUCAUUUAAAACUGAACCGGGACAACUAAAACCCGAGUCCUUUCCCACAGAGCUAGCAGGUCAAGAUAAUAGUUCUGUUACAGAAACAGAGCAAACUGUAAUAAAACUAGGUCAUCAACCUAAUCCAAAUUAUCCAAUCAAAUUAGACCCUGAUCCCACAGAGCAACCAGAUCCAAGGGUAGAGAAGCUGAAAGCCAAAGGACAUCAACCAGAACCAGAUCAAACUUCUACAACCAAACUAGAGCAAAAGAAGGCAAAACUUGAACAAGCACCACGUUUAUCUGAGAAUCACCAAACCCAGGAGAGCCCAACUCAGCCCACGGCUCAGAAUCGGUUCAGUGCGACCACAGCUGUACAACAUCAGGGCCAAGGUCCCUCUUCCCACCCGACCACUCGGCUCGCUUCUCCUUCUGCUGCGACGGCUCUGGCUUCAGUCGUCUGUCCGUCCACAGGGGUUCUGCCAGGUCCACCUCUCACCAUCGAGGUGUUCUGUGACCAGAACAUGUGCCCCCCCCCUCCAGGUUCUUCUCUGGGAGAGCCCAAACUGUGCGGUUUCUUGCAGAAGCAGGGGGGACCCCUGAAGGCCUGGAAGCAGCGCUGGUUCACAUACGAGGAGAAUAAGAACCAGCUGUUUUAUUACCGCACGCCGCAGGACGUGACACCUCUCGGGUGGGUGGACCUCACCAGCGCCACCUUCACCUUUCCACUGAGGGCUGAGAGCGGCACCUUCCACAUCAAGACUCCAGAGCGCACCUUUAUACUCAAGGCGGUGACCCAGGAGCUGAUGCUGUACUGGCUGCAGCAGCUGCAGGUGAGACGCUGGCAGCACCGACUGGUACCCACCUGCCCAGACACAAUGAACCACAGCACAGCAGACAAUUUCUUGCCGGUUCUGAAGAGUCCUCUGGGCCUGGUCGGGGAGGGAGCAGCCACAGUGCCAUCAACACAAAUGCUGUUUGCCAACAUGUCGCUCAAGCAUCCGCUCAUAGAGCUGCAAAACUCUCUGCACAGCCUCAGGAGGUUUUCUCAGGAGGGUCAGAGCGUGUUUCACGUUGACGCGCCAACGUGGAUUUCCCUGAACUCUGGAAACGCCAACAACAUGGCUGCAUCCAGCACUCCUCCAGAGCCCCUGGGCACACCCACUUCUCUUCCAUUGGCCGAUCCAGCAGCUCAGGUGUCUGCAGCAGGUGGAGAGUCUCCGUUGCUGUUUGACAAUCAGAGCAGGAAAUCAAAGCUGCGCAGCUCGUUCACCAUGCCAACUCUCCGGGAAGACUCUCAGUCCUCCCGCCUCCAACAGGAGAAACGGAUGCUAAUGGAGGAUGUCAAAGCUCAGAAGAAGCUGGUGUGGAUCCUCCACAAAGCCCUCGAAGCAGCUCAGCUGGAGAAGAGAACCUGUGCUGAGUUUUUGGCAGAGAAGGGGGAGCAGGAGCGUCUGGAGCUGCUGCGGCACCGCGAGCGUCAAGUGGCCAACCUGCAAGGCCAGCUGGAGGAGAGCAGGAUGGAGACGGAGACCCUGAGGAGCAGUCUGACCCAGAGAGAUGGACACAUUGUGGAGCUGCAGGAAAACAUCCAGCUGCUAAUGGAGAAAAACAAGGCCAAGCGGGAGGUCAUCAUCAAACUGUCUGAUCAGCUAUCUGCCUGCCUGUCCGACCCGCAACGGUGUGGUUCCUCCUCCAGCAGAGCUCUGGACCCUCAGACCUUCAGACAGCUCCAGCGGGAGGCUGAGAACCUAAAGGAUGACAUAGAGGCGUAUAAAACCCAAAACAAGUUUCUGAAUUCUGAGAUCCACCAGCUGACCAGACUGUGGAGGAGCAGCUCAGAGCAGGAGAAGAGUCUGAUGGAGAAGUGUGCCUACCUGGAGGCUGCUAACUGUCAGGCAGAGAGCAGAUACCUGAGCAUUCUGCGGAAGCUGCAGGAAGCCAAAACUCUGGAUCCGGUUCAGCAGUUAACUGUCCAGAAGAUCAUCAAGGAUGCCCUGAAGGGAGAGCUGAAGAGCGCCGUGAAGUUCAGCCCGUCCAGCGGUCAUGAUGAGUAUGGCUUUAAAAUCAUCCCAGACUACGAGGUGGAGGAUAUGAAGCUGCUUGCAAAGAUCCAGGCUCUGGAGAUCCGCUCCCACAACCUGCUGCACCAGGAUGGGGUAGAGCGCCCCCUGCUGAGUCGCUGGGCUCAGUACCUGGCCGGCAGGUCCGACGACGACCUGUGUGCCUCACCGGAGCUCAAAGCCCUGCUGCGUGGUGGUGUCCCACAGGAGUACCGACAGAGACUGUGGCGCUGGAUGGUCAGAGCCAGAACCAGGACAAGCCGGGAGCGCCACCCGCUACGGUACCAGCAGCUGUGUGACAAGAGUCACACGUCCCCUCAUUCGGCCUCCAGGCAGAUCGAACUAGACCUGCACCGCACCCUGACCACCAAUCAGCACUUUUCGUCUCCCUCCAGCCCCGCCCUGCAGCAGCUGCGGCGCGUCCUACUGGCCUUCUCCUGGCAGAGCCCCGCUAUCGGCUACUGCCAAGGACUCAACAGGUUGGCGGCCAUCGCUCUGCUCAUUCUCCAGAGCGAAGAGGAUGCCUUCUGGUGUCUGGUGGCCGUGGUCGAGACCAUCAUGCCUCAGGACUACUACACCAAGAGCCUGGUGGCCUCUCAGGUGGACCAGCAGGUUCUGAAGGACUUCCUGACUGAGAAGCUGCCUCGGCUUGCUGCUCACUUCGAGGAUCACAACAUUGAUGUGUCCCUGAUCACCUUCAACUGGUUCCUGGUGGUGUUUGUGGAGAGUCUGCCUAGCGACAUCCUGCUGCCACUGUGGGAUGCCUUCCUGUACGAGGGAACAAAGGUGAUCUUCAGGUAUGCUCUGGCUCUCUUCAAAUACAAAGAGGACGACUUCCUCAAGAUCCACGACAGUGUGGAGAUUUACCACUACCUACGCUUCUUUACCAAGACUGUGUCCGACAGCAGGAAACUGACCAACAUUGCCUUCUACGACAUGAACCCGUUCCCCGGGCGCCUGCUGAAGAACCGGCGAGCGCUUCACCUGGAGCGGCUGCAACGGGAUCUGCGAGAGCUUGAGGAGCAGCAGAAAGAGUUCAUGACAGAAAGCUCCCAACGUAAGGACAAAGAACUGGACGGCUUGGUGAGCGAAGACGACGACGAAAUCUGAAGCUGAACCCAGAGCCUCCAAUUCAAGCGUCAGGCAGAAUCCAGACAACAUUUAACAGUUUAAUGCUAGUGUCUGUUGAUGACUUUUACUUCUACUGCAGUAGGUACAAGGACCAGAGACAGACCGUGUCACAGCAGCUGAUUUUUGACUUUUCGACUUUACUGUAGGUCUGGUUUAGUGGUCGCUGUGUUUUCAUUGUGGUACAGUAUUUCUUCUCUCUCCUCUGAUCAUGUAACUACACCAACACUACAUUAAAACCAAGUGAACCUCUGAACCUGUUUGACCAAAUUAAAGGUUCUGACCUGCAGAACCAGCAGACUGAGCCCGUA